Phycodurus eques (leafy seadragon) is the source of this 2228-nucleotide messenger RNA. RefSeq lists its product as uncharacterized. The record is from RefSeq and is a predicted model, not a curated record. The transcript is spliced from 7 exons. NCBI's taxonomy places the organism in Eukaryota, Metazoa, Chordata, Actinopteri, Syngnathiformes, Syngnathidae. Bases 1 to 738 code for a protein of 245 amino acids.
AUGACGGAGGCGGCGGAAGGAACGAGCGCAUACGAGGACGAGAGCGAGAUGAUCUGGCGCCAGUGGCUGUGUGCGGCGCGGUACUGGUCGGCGGCCCGGCGUUUGCCGACCCCUGGUUGGAGCUGCAGCCUUGGGCCCGAGACCUUUACGUCAACACGCCGCAGUGGUCCAGAGUUCCCUCGGUGGGUCACGUGCAGGCGAGCCGCCCCCCCCACUCCCGCCGACGAGUGCCUGCUUCCGCCUGCCGACACGCUGUGCGUUGCGCACUCCUUCAGCACGGACAGCGGAGACUUCCUCAGGACGACGACAUCUUUAGGCCGUCAUGUGCGGUUCGCGCGGGUCGCCGGGGCAACGCUUUGGUCGGUCGCCAGCACAGGAUGUGGACGGAGUGGCGGACGUCGCCGAGGAAGACGGGCGCCGGGCCGGCGUGUCGCGAAAGCUGGCCGACAUCACGGCCGGCUGGGACACUGCACACAACAGAGCUCUGCGCCAUCCGUGGCUGCCAUGGCAACAGAGCCUUCAGGCUGGAUUACGCCCUGCGGCCACAGGAGGGCGCUACAUACCCACUCUGAUGAGUCGAUGGGUCCACUUCCUGUACGCCGACCUGCUGAGCACCGAGCGGCGCGAUUUCCAGAAGCGGAUCGAGCUGGGAACGUUGCGGCGCGUGCAUCGCCCGGUGGCCCGCGUGCACUUGAAGUGGGCCGGCUUUCCGGGUGGGAGGGGGGGGUCUGUAUUUAAAUAAUAUACAUGUAUAUGUAUAUAUUUGUUAAAAUUGUUUGUUUUUUUUAGCCCUCAAUGAACUUCAAGCAAAGAAUUUUAAAACCUAUAAUAACAGUGAUGAAAAUUUUGGGGAAAUUCAAAAAUAUUCUACUAUAUUUUUUUGUAUAUUGCCUUAGAUGAGGAUAUAAUAUUAAAUAUAUAACAUUGGAUAAGAUUAAAAUGACUUUUAACCAAUAAUAAUAUGAUCAAAUUAAUCAUUGAAAAAUUAUUUUAGCCGUUGAUGGAAAGACUGUUAAAUAAAUGCAUGUUUUUGUUGUUUUUGCCUUCAACUUGGAUAUCAUGAACUAUUAAAUGGUUAAAAUAAAUAAAAUGAUUUCUUAACCAAUAAUUACAGUCUUUUAGCACUCGAUGGACAUACUGUAGAAUAAAUGAACGAUUUCUAUUGAGCCUACAGACGAAAAUGAUCUGUGUUUUAAGAAAUAAUAGAAUAAAUGGUAUUAAAAAUACUGAAGCAUCUUUUGUAAUUAUUUUCAUCCCUUGAUGCUCUAAAUAUUAACAUGUAAAAUAAUAAAUACACGAAAAAUAUAUAUGAAAUAAAAGCAAACAAUAUUUGAAGGAACGCAAACAUAGACUUUAUUACAAACUGUAUUCUAUGCAAUAAGAUAAUAUAAGAAAACCAAAAUAUUAGACCAACCACAGUCAUUAAAAAACAGUCACAUGAAUCCAAAAUUGAGUGUUAUUAUCUGGUGUACCUAAUGAAGUGUCUGGUGUGUGUAUUCCACCAUCUAGUGGACAAAAUGGAUGGCCUACUUUAUGGACUUGCACGUUUGUAAUGCAGAGCCCAAAGCCUAUAAAUAGUGCAGUAAAUAAAAGCUUUUAAACAGACACUGCAGCUGAAUACAUAAAAGUCGUUGCGAUCUCAGCAUUUAAGGCCCUCGCUUGCAACAAUUGUCUGAUUAUCGUUUGUGGUUGUUGUUGUUAGUUUGUUGUUGUUGCUUUAAGUCAAUUCCCAAACAUUUUCAUGCUUUUUCCGCAUUUUACACGGUCUUAAGUUUUUAGCGACACGAAUCCAAUGUCAUCGCUGUGCACACAAACGCAGCUCCGAACAUUCUGUUUCGUGUGUCUUGUUAAAUUCCGUGUCAAGCUGACUUGGGGCGUGCUCAUCGGUGUCUUUAUAUGGUCAUUUUUGGGAAGAGUCCAAAGAACGAAAGUGUCUCACAUUGUGUGAGUUAUGCCCGAACAUUCUGAUUUCCAUUUUAUGUUUUUGCGUGAAUGUUUUAAUUUACUGUCUCGGUGGAUGCGCUGAGCGUAUAAAAGGCCAAGUGGAACAUAUUUAAACUGUGACUCAUGCGUGAAGGUUCGACUGGAAGCCAUUUAAAUGAGACCUGCUGUGCUCUAAUAGCAAGAAAUAAAAAAAAUUCAAAUGCAAGGUGUCUGAAUGCAAACACUUGAAAUGACUAUUUUUACGUUGAGUAAAAUGUUGAUUUUGUGCAAUAAAACUUGAUUGU